This is a messenger RNA of Oncorhynchus masou masou (cherry salmon), 1980 nucleotides long. RefSeq names its product B-cell receptor-associated protein 29-like. Gene Ontology annotation, biological process: endoplasmic reticulum to Golgi vesicle-mediated transport; intracellular protein transport. The coding region runs from base 260 to 934 and encodes 224 amino acids. Gene Ontology annotation, cellular component: endoplasmic reticulum; endoplasmic reticulum membrane. The record is from RefSeq and is a predicted model, not a curated record. The transcript is spliced from 9 exons. Lineage: Eukaryota; Metazoa; Chordata; Actinopteri; Salmoniformes; Salmonidae.
AGGUUAUGUAUGACGUCAUUCCAAUGAGACGAAAAAGGAGGAGUGAAACAACUGUCUACAAAGUUUGCUUUUCUCUUCAACCUCCGGUUUCUUUGUUCGGGUGCCGCAGAACUGUAUUUUUAGAGAUGACUUUGCAAUGGACUGCAGUUGCCCUCUUCCUCUAUGUGGAAAUAGGUGUACUCCUUAUCCUCUGUCUACCCUUCAUCUCAGCCACCAGUUUGCAGACUACACGACGGGGGUAGCCUGAUCACCAACAGUAAUGAGACCGCCUAUAGGGAUGAGGUCAGAGACUGCCAGGACAACGACCUCUCCCUCAAGAUGGCAGUGUAUCUUCCAGCUGAGAAUAUGGAACAAAAUGGCCAGGUUUUGGAAUAAAUUCUUCCUCGCCAUGAUCAUAAUCCUUAUAGUCCUCUUCCUUGAUGCUUUGCGUGAGGUGAGGAAGUAUUCGGGCGUGGGAAACGGCAAGGAUGCUAAUCUGCAUCCCAACAUGUUUGACCACCUCCACAUGAAGCUGUUCAGAGCCCAGAGGAACCUCUACAUCUCUGGCUUUACCCUCUUCCUCUGGCUAGUUCUGAGGCGGGUGAUCACUCUGAUCAACCAGCUGGCAACGGAGUCUGGCACCACGGCCUCUCUGCAGAUCAAGGCAGAGUGUGUCAACCAAACUGCCAAGAAAUACAUGGAGGUCAAUGAGCUAUUGAAGCAGACUCUGAUGUAUGGGAAGGGGGACAAGGACACAGCGGAGGGAAACGAGCUGCUGAGGUCAGAGAUGGAGAAACUGAGAGGAGAACUGAACGGCUCAGAGGAAGCCUUGGAAAAGUCCCAAUCCGAGGUGGAAGCUAUUAAGAAACAAUCCGAUGGACUGACCAAAGAAUACGACCGACUGCUGAAAGAACACCAGUAUCUUCAAGAGAGUGGAGAUAAAAAGGAUGAUUGAUCGGGCUUAUGACUACAGAGGUCAGAAUGUUUACAGAUCGUACCAAGAAACCAGAAAUACUGUCAGGCACGCUGUCACUUUCCUUUGACAUACUGAAGCACUGUGCAUGAUGUCACCAAAAUACUCCUCAGGCCUGAGCCGCCAAACCUCAGAUAAACCUGAGCACGUUUGUAAUAGAAUAGCUACUAGACCAGCCUAGAAAUAGUGUUUCUAUAACUUGCUGACUUUUGAGAACGGAUGGCAGUACAAGCUUCAGAUUACAGCGGUCGUCUACUGUGAAUAUAUUUUUGAUGUAAUGGGCUUGCUAUGUAGUUGUUUUUCCCUGUAUAUCACAAGAGCACCACCAUAGCAUUCAUCCUUCUUUUCUUUUCUUUUUUUACCUUAGCAGCAAUGCAUAUAACAAAUUGAGUUGUAUAUGUUUUGUAAAACAUAAUUAGCAUUGAGUUAUUAGGGGUAGAGAAGCUAUAUUGAGUCAUUUUUGUUGUUGUUGAAUAUUUCAUAUCAAUGUUCUUCAUUCCUCUUAGAUGUGGAGAGUUUGUCAAUAUUACACAGGGUCACGGUCAUGAUUUUCUGUUUUGUAAUGAGGAUAGUGAGAUGGAGAAGUCUGGGUAAAUUCCUCUUUCCUCUUCUCACCCUGACUCCCUGUAUUGACUGUCGUAGCCCAGGGUUUGGGUUGGGUAGACUGGGUCAGCACUUGGAGUGGGAUUGAUAAGCGACCAACAAAUCUUCCUCUAGCCUCCAUCCCCUAAGUACUUAUCUCUUAUAGGGCCCCCAGUACUGUACUGUACUGUACAUCCCCCAGUACUGUACAUUACAUUCCAAAACUAGCGGACAGUAGGAUCGCUGACAGAAUAAGUGCCUUUCAGAUGAUUGUAGAUAUAUUUUCAAGUACAAAAAUUUGGUUGGAGUAAGAAAGUGUGUUCAAUAUUUCAGUAUGGCUCAUUAUUAAAGUUGUUUUUGUGGCUAAAUCUGUUAUUUUUUACUUUGGAAAAAUUGUCUCCACAUACCAACAUGUUAUCCCAUAUUAAAAAUGUUUUAUUAUUGUA